Cuscuta epithymum is the source of this 6803-nucleotide messenger RNA. The record is from the annotation of a GenBank genome assembly. Lineage: Eukaryota; Viridiplantae; Streptophyta; Magnoliopsida; Solanales; Convolvulaceae.
AAAAACUUCACACACCGUACUUAUCUUUGCGACCUGUUAUUUGAGCUGUGAAUAAAGUAGAGAAAUAGAGAAAGGGAGGAAAGGAGGGUCGAGUCGGAGCCGUUACUACCGCACAACGCAUCGCCGCACCGGAGUUUCGCCGGACUGCUGUUCACGCAGGAGGAGAAAGAAGCUGAAUCGCCAGAGCCCUCUCCGAUCCUUUCCCUGUUCGCCGGUCGCGCUGAAGAAGACGUACGUACACCACUAGCACCUCAGGACCACCGACCCCAGCACCACCACUGCCGCCACCGGCACCGCUGCCGCAGCACCGCCGCCGCUGCCGCAGCGCCGCCGCCGCCGCCGCCGCCGGCAGUCACUAUCUCAGUGACUCCGGCCAAAGUGACUUCGGCCAAAGUGACUGCCGCCACAGUGACUGCCGCCACAGUGAUUGCCGCCACAUUGACUGCCGCCACAGUGACUCCGAUGCCACAGUGACUCCGCCGCGGUCAGUUCAGUGACAGCCAUCAUUCCGUCCAGUGACUGCCGCCUCCCCUCGUCAGUGACCUCUGCCCGUCACAGUGACCGACCUCCCACCAGCCAUAUGGCCGCCGGAAAGUUUUCAAACGUCGCUCUCUCUCAUCCACAGCCACCGCUGCUCCACCGUCCACUGCCGCCGCCCAUUCUCCGUCCACAACCACCACCCCGUCCCCAGCCCCCUCCCCUGCCCUAGCUAUACACUCCAGAUCCCAACCCAACCCCUAGUCCCCGGCCUAUCCUUUCCCAGCCCCACCUUGAACAGUCAAGCUCAAUCCUGACUACCUGCAACUGAACCCUAGCCACCACCAUCCCCGGAUCUGGCCGUUACUGUUCGUCAUCUUAGAUCUGACCAUCCAUCUGAGGCGAGGCGGACGAAGACGGCCUGUGAGGCGAGGUGAGGCGAGGUGAGGCGGAGGCAGCCUGUUCGAAGACGCUGAGGCGAGGCUAAGGCGGAGGGCGCCUGUGCGGAGAGUGUGAGGCGCAGCAAGGCUGAGGUGGAGGCGGCCUGUGCGGAGGUUCUGAGGCGCGGCGAGGCUGAGACAGAGGCGUCCUGUGCGGCGGGGUUGAGGCGAGUUGGAGGUGAGAAUGGUUGUUUGUUGCGUGCGAUUUGAUGCGCAGGGGAGGGGGAGAAGAAAAGGCAGAUUGCAUAGGGGAGGGGAGGAGACACGCAGGGAGGCUGAGUCACAUUUUUAGAAAAGGGGAAAAGGGUCAUACUUUUGUAAUUUGAAAAGUCAAAUGUCAUAUAUGGGCAAUUAUUUCUGUUAUCAAUCAAAGUCUCAUUACACAUCUUAUUUCCCUAUCUCUCUGUAAACUGCCCUUACGUUUCAUACAUUUCUCGAAUUCUCCUCUCCAUCUUUAUGAGAAUUCCUGGACUGUAUCAUUGAUAUCAGAGCAUUGAUCCUAAUUUUACACAUCAAUUACUCCAAUAUCAGUGCAUCCGAGUUCGAACGAAGGACACGGUGGUUGUAAGUUCGAAGCAUGGUUUAGACUCGGAAUUCCACCGCAUACAUGGAGGAAGCCUUGAAGCUGUUGCAGGUGGAUUUUGAUCAGAAGCUAGAAAUGCAAAAUAAGCUGAUGAUGGGUAUGAUGUCAAAAGUUAUGAAGAAAGCGGUUGAACUACAAAAGAAGAAAGGAAAGAGGGCAAUAUAAGAUGAAGGAAGCAGUACUUCCAGUACGGAUGAAGGAUCAUCAUCAGAUGAUGAUGAUGAGGGAGGCGAUCAUUCUGGAAAAUCUUCAGCUGGACAACAAUAGCGAUUCAUGCCUAAAGUAGAAUUUCCCUCUUUCGAAGGUCAGAAUGCUAAAAUCUGGGUACAAAAAUGUGAAAGAUACUUCAAACUUUGUGUUAUUCCUGAUAAACAAAAGGUAAAUUUAGCUUCAUUAUACCUUGAGGGAAGAGCCAUUAAUUGGUUUGGGAAUUAUAUCAUGUCAAGAAAGAAAUUGUUGUGGAGUCAAUUUGUGGCAGAUGUAUAUGCGAGAUUCAAUAUUAAUAGGUGGUGGAGAGGUUCAAUAAUUUGAAACAGACAGGGCCGAUGGAAGAAUUUGUUGAUGAAUUUGGAUUGUUUCCUAGCCGCUUUGAAGCCCACGCUUAAAUCAUUUGUUGAAGCUUUUAAGCCCAAUACUAUGGCUGAAGCAAUAGAGUUUGCUAGGUUACAAGAAGAUACUGUGGAAGCCUUGGCUAAUCAGACCAAAUCUGUCAAUCAUCACAAGAUUCCUAUAUCUAAACCAUUGCUUCCUACUCCCAUUAUACACCAUAAGAAUGUGCCAGUGACAGCCAAUCAAAAUAGCUCAAGUAUGUUGAAAUGGCCUACAAAUAUAGUCCCAAGAAGAUUUGUAUCAGCUAAUGAGAGAGCCAAAAAGAGAGCUAAAGGUUUAUGAUACUACUGUGACCAGCCAUUCAGUAAAGAGCAUAAGUGCAGCCAUAAGGGUACUCAAUUGUUUUUUGUGGAAGUAUCAGGCUGUGAACAAGAAGGGGAGAUGGAGAUGAAAAGUCAUGCUGAAGAUAUAGAGAUAGACUCUAAUAUGGGAAGCAACAUGACUAACGUGGAACCAUUAAUCUCUUUCAAUGCUAUUAAUGGGUAUGCAUAUUUCAGAACUAUGAGGGUUACAGGAUAUGUGGGCAGAAAACUAGUAUUGCUUCUGAUUGAUUCAAGCAGUACUCGUAAUUUUUUGAGUACUACCAUAACCAAGAGGUUGGGUUGUAGAAUGGAACAUAUUUCACCAAUACCUGUAGCAGUGGCAGAUGGGCCACAAUUGAAGUGCCAGCAUAAAUGCAAGAAUCUGAAUUGGAAGAUGCAGAAUACUCAGUUUUCUUCAGAUGUGUUGUUACUUCCAUUGCAGGCUUAUGAUAUGGUAUUGGGAGUACAAUGGCUAUGUACACUUGGAGAUAUUAAUUGGAAUUUUCAGGAACUUCAGAUGAAAUUUAAGUACAAAGGUCAAAUGGUAGUAUUGAGAGGCCAAAAACCUGGAAGAUUGAAGACCAUAAGUGGGACAACCAAACAAGUGCACAAGCAACUCAACUGUACCUAAUACAUUAUCUACCUGAUACAGCAGGAGACACUAAAUUGGAAGGAGAAGAAAUUCAUUUCAGAAUCAAAAUAGAAGAGGGGACAACUCCUGAAUGUUUGAAUGAUAUUAUUGAGUAGUAUAAGGAGAUCUUCCAGGAACCUAAAGGUCUGCCACCAAGCACGGGUGUAUUUGAUCACAGGAUAACUAUUAAAGAAGGGUCACAACCUGUCAAUAUCCGACCUUAUAGAUACCCUUUAAAACAUAAGGAUAUAAUAGAAUAGAAAGUGAAAGAACUGUUGGAUGAAGAUAUCAUUCAACCUAGCUCUUCUCCUUAUGCUUCUCCAGUGGUGUUAGUAAACAAAAAGGAUGGAGAUUGGAGACUGUGCACAGAUUACAAAGCUCUGAACAAACAAACCAUUAAAGAUAAGUUCCCAAUUCCUGUAAUUGAUGAGUUGAUUGAUGAAUUAGCUGGAGCAAACAUAUUUUCUAAACUGGAUCUAAGAGCAGGCUAUCACCAGUUGAGAGUAUGUCCAGAAGAUGUGCAUAAAACAGCCUUUAAGACUCAUUAUGGUCAUUUUAAGUUACUAGUUAUGUCCUUUGGGUUAACUAAUGCACCAGCUACUUUUCAAAGUUUUAUGAAUCAUAUAUUCAAGGACUUUCUGAGGAAAUUUGUUCUUAUCUUCUUUGAUGAUAUUCUUGUAUAUAGCCCUGAUUUGGAAAGCCAUAAGAUACAUUUGCAACAGGUGUUUGAAGUUCUUAAGCAACAUCAAUUAUAUGCUAAGAAAAGCAAAUGUAAUUUUGGUAUGAAGAGGGUGGAGUACUUGGGGCACUUCAUAUCUGGGAAAGGGAUGGAAACAGAUGGAAGAAAGAUUAAGACUAUAGUUAAAUGGCCAAUUCAUGUUUCAUUAAAACAACUCAGAAGUUUCUUGGCUUAGCAGGUUAUUACAGGAAGUUCAUCAGGUGCAAUAAUAGCCAAACCAUUGACAAAUUUAUUGAAGAAGGAAGCUUUUAAAUGGUCUGAAGAAGCUAUGGUAGCAUUUGAGAGGUUGAAACAAGCUCUAAGCGCUGCACCAGUCUUAGCAUUGCCUGAUUUCAAUAAACAGUUUGUUAAUGAAACAGAUGCAUCAAAUAUGGGCAUAGGGGCUGUCUUGAUGCAGGAAGAACAUCCAUUGGCUUUCAUAAGCAGGUCACUAGGCACCAGAUGGCAGAAUCUAUCAAUAUAUGAGAAGGAGUUGUUAGCAUUGGUGUUUUCUGUUCAAAAAAUGGGAGCAGUAACUCUUUGGUCAGACCUUUAUCAUUAAGACUGACCAAAAGAGUCUGAAAUGGUUGCUGGAGCAAAAGAUUUCAACCCCUUUUCAACAAUUUUGGUUAUCUAAAUUGAUGGGGUUUAGAUAUGAAAUUCAGUACAAAAGUGGAGUUGAGAAUAAGGUGGCUGAUGCAUUAUCCAGGGUGACUGGGGCAGAACUACUUUGUAUAGCUAUAUCUUCAAUACAAAUAGUUUUGAUGGAUAUGAUCAAGAAGAGUUAUGAAGGAGAUGAUCAUCUGAAAAAGAUUAUGGAUCAAUUGUAAAGUAAUACAAUGAUGGGUGACACAGUUUACACUUUUCAUGAAGGGGUUUUGAGGAAGAAAUGCAAACUGGUAGUACGACAAGAUCCUAGCAUUAGAAAAAAAAAUAUUACAAUGGGCCCACAGUUCUGCCACUGGGGGGCAUUCAGGACAAGAAUUAGGCACUUGUUUCAUUGGAAAGGCCUUAAUAAAGAUACUCAAGCUUUCAUUAGAGCUUGUCAGAUUUGCCAGGCUUGCAAAUAUGAUAAUUCUGCAUAUCCAGGGAAGUUACAACCAUUACCAAUUCCUAAAGAGGUCUGGGUGGACGUGUCCACGGAUUUUAUUGAAGGAUUGCCUACAUCUUAUGGAAGGAAUGUUAUAUUUGUAGUAGUGGACAAAUUAAGCAAGUAUGCACAUUUCAUGACCCUUAAACAUCCGUUUACAGCAAUUGAAAUAGAUCGAAGCUACUUGGAUCAUGUGUUUAAGCUUCAUGGUUGGCCAAGUACUAUUGUGAGUGAUAUAGGAUUAGUUUUUCUAAGCACUUUUUGGAAGGCUUUAUUUAGUGUGCAAGGGGUGGACCUGCUGCUAUCUACUUCAUUCCAUCCUCAGACAGAUGGUCAAACAGAAGUAGUAAACAGAUGUUUAGAAAAUUAUUUGAGGUGCAUGUGCUUUGAGAAAUCACAAAGCUGGUGUAAGUGGCUGCCAUUAGCGGAAUAUUGGUAUAACACCACUUUUCACUCUGCCAUAGGAAUGACUCCUUAUGAGGCAGUAUAUAAUCAGCCUCCUCCCUUACAUCUACCUUACUUGGCUGGGGUAACUAAGAUUGCAGCGGUGGACAGAUCAAUGCAGUAAAGGGAGAGCAUGAUUCAGCUUCUAAAGUUACAUUUGCAAAGAGCACAAAACAAGAUGAAUAUGUGGGCUGAUAAGAAGAGAUCAGAAAGAAUGUUUAAUAUUGGAGAUUGGGUAUGGUUGAAAUUGGAAUCCUACAGACAGACCAUAGUGGAAUACAGAUGGAAUGAUAAACUAGCCCCUAAGUUCUAUGGUCCUUUUCAAAUAAGCCAAACAGUGGGAAAAGUGGCUUAUCAGUUGAAGUUGCCAGCUGAAGCAAAGAUUCAUAAUACUUUCCAUGUUUCUCAAUUGAAGGAGUUCAAAGGAAUAUUGCCAGCUAAACCUCAUAUUCCUACGUGGUUACAUAAUAUAGAUAAGGAGAGCACUCUGAAGCCAAGGGCUGUGUUGGCAAGACAGAUGGUGAAGGCUCAGAAUCAAGCUAAGAUCAAAUUUCUCAUUUAAUGGCAAGGACAGGAGGAGGCAGAUGCUACCUGGGAGUGGGCUGAACGCAUCAAGGAAAAAUUCCUAACAUUUUAUAGUCAAGUGACUUGAGGACAAGUCAAUUGUAAAAGGGGAGUAUUGAUACAUUUAGUUUUAGUUGGGAACUAGUUUAGCUGUAUUAUUUUCUGGAAUAAAUCGGUUUAGUUAGUUGAACAAGUUGUUAGCUAAUUAGAACCGUAUAUAGGAGGCUGGGAAUUGUAUAGGAGGCUGUUAUCAAUCAAAUUCUCAUUACACAUCUUCUUUCCUUAUCUCUCUGUAAACUGCCCUUACAUUUCAUACAUUUCUCGAAUUCUCUUCUCCAUCUUAAUGAGAAUUCCUAGACUGUAUCAUUCUUCCAUCUGACCGAAGUUUCUUCCCCUUUCAUCUGGACCUGUCUUUCGUUUACAGCUGCUCCAAGCCCAAGCAGAAGACGCUCCGGAUCUUCAAUUGUGCAGCGGUGAGGACAAAGGAGGCUAAGUAAUUAGCGACUUAGGGUCGCUUUUGACCCUCAAAAUUGGGGGAAGGAAUCCAAAUCCAAAAGAUUCAUGAACUAUUCAUCAUUGGGUAACGAGUAUAUAAUGUGAUGUGGUUUGUGAGGUUGAAUGCUCUAGCAUGGCUGGCAUAGCACAAGAAAUCAUGAAGUUAAAUGGUUUCUCUGAUGGUGAUGCUCGAGUUAGCUUUUAAUAUUAUGAUAUUUCAUGUAUUACUGGCAUACCAUCUAUCAUACUUUGGCAGCUUAUUCAAGCAUACCAACUCUCUCGUAUUAUUUUGCUUUCAAUGAUAACUACAAUGUUAUUAAGGGAAAGAUUGAAGAAAUUGAACUUCAUGUUGCUCAAGUUGAUAUAAUAAUCUCUGAGUGGAUGGUAAAUACAACACUCUCUGCCCGCAAUAAGCGGCUUGUAAGUUUCUUUUAAUGCAUUGCUUUGUUA